GACUUCAAAGGAUUCGGCCGCCCCCUGGACUCGACGAUGCCGGCAAAAGAAGUGAUGUUUCCCCGUGAUCGGCAACCGGACACCCAAGAGGUGAAGGAACUUUACAAGCGAACACACGGCAGCACCGACCCUGGGGAAGGUUUGGAUCGGAAGUACGACUGGCCAGAACACGUCAAGGGCAAUCCUAUCUUCCGUUUUGGCCACGCCAACCAAACUGUGGCGCCGGGAUCGGGCGCAAAGUCUGCACUGAGCAUGGACUGUGGAGUGGAACCGCUCUCAGUUCCUGCAACUCUCAUCGUCAAGGACACGCUCGCGAAUUUCCAAGAGAUCACCUCCGAUCACAUCGGAACGAGCCGGAACCUGAUGCAAUUGCAGUCGCACCAGAACCUGGGACGCCAUCACUCCUUCGGGAAGCCGACCUCCACAGACCCUGUCAGCGCCGGCUCGUUGAUUCACGGCAACUACUCACACGCAGAACAGAUGCCCGAUGCAGACCUUGGGAAGUGCCUGCUUAAAGGCCGCAGAAACUUUGAGACAGAGCCACGGGGCGUGCCCUCCGUGCGAUUUGACAAAGUUGCCCCACCUCUCGAGAAAAGAUCUGUGGCUAAUGACACCAACUACGGCGACGACCUCCACGCAGGAUCUUUAAUCACGCCGACCCGCUUCCAAUUCCUUGGCAUUUCUGCGGAGGACUUUGUGCAGAAACGGCCGGUCGGGGAGGUGGCGAGUCUCCUUCGGGGAGCUGGCUUCUGCGCGGAGGACGAGAAGCUUGAAGCCAUCGUGCAGCGGGCGGGAAGCGAGGAUG
Molecule: messenger RNA, 805 nt
Organism: Symbiodinium sp. CCMP2456
Lineage: Eukaryota; Dinophyceae; Suessiales; Symbiodiniaceae
Source: the annotation of a GenBank genome assembly